GGGACGCACGAGUCUCAGCUCCAGAGGACCAUCAGGAGGCUGAUAGCCAAAGCGUCCAGGAGAGGUCACGUGCUGGAGAUCCUGCAGACCUUCUCUGGAGCUCUGCACGGCUUCCUGGUCAAGAUGAGCAGUGACGUCCUUCCCCUGGCUGUGAAGCUCCCCCAUGUCCACUACAUUGAGGAGGACUCAUCUAUCUUUGCCCAGAGUGCCCCCUGGAACCUUCAGAGGUUACUGCGGCCGCACGGUUUCACCUCGGAAAAUGGAACAUAUCAACCUCCCAAUGAUGGAGGGAAGGCAGAGGUGUAUUUGAUGGAUGGUCGUGUUCAGAGUUCUCACAGAGAGGUUCAGGGACGAGUGCUCAUCACAGACUUCAACAACGUCCCUGAGGAGGACGGAGCCAGAGUUCAUAGACAGGCCAGUCAGUGUGACAUUCACGGCACACACAUAGCCGGGGUUGUGAGUGGGCUGGAUUCGGGUGUUGCUCGAGGCGCUGGUAUCAAGCUGGUCCGUGUGCUCAACUGUCAAGGGAAGGGCACGGUAUCAGGAGCUCUGGCAGGUCUGGAGUUCAUCCGAGCUACUUUACUGACCCGACCGGUGGAAGCAGUGGUUGUCCUGCUGCCUUUCAUCGCUGGCUUCAGUCGUUCAUUAAACGCAGCCUGUCGGGACAUGGUGGCUCACGGUGCUGUGGUGGUCGCUGCUGCAGGCAAUUACAGAGAUGAUGCCUGCCUCUACUCGCCUGCUUCAGAGCCUGAGGUCAUCACAGUCGGGGCAGUUAAUGCAGAGGACCAGCUCAUGUCACAGGGAGCAGGUGGCACUAACUUCGGCCGCUGUGUUGAUUUAUUUGCACCCGGCGAUGACAUCGUUAGUGCCAGCAGCGACUGCAGCACCUGCUUUACCACCAGAGGGGGCACAUCCCAAGCUGCUGCUCACACCGCAGGUGUAGCAGCAGUGAUCCUUUCGUCCAAUCAGAACAUGUCCCCGGUGCAGGUCCUGCACACGAUGCUGCGUUACUCCGUCAGCAACACGAUCAACCUCCUCUCUCUGUCUGACACACAUCGUCUCACUACUCCAAACCUGGUGGCAGCCAUGCCUCCUACCAGCAGCACAACAAAUGGGGAGCUUCUGUGUCGGUCCGUGUGGUCAGAGAGGUCAGGGGUUGCGAGCACCGACAGGGGUGUGAGUCGCUGUCGUCAGGGGGAGGAGAUGGUGGGAUGCAGCAGCUACGCUCCUGACGGUGUCCGUGUUGGAGAAACCAUCGAGAUGCACAGUGAGCAGAUGGAGUGUGUUGCCUACAAUGGUGCGAGGGGCAAUGGUGUGUACGCUGUGGCCCGUUGUUGUGCGAUAGGUGGUCUGCGGUGCCAGACCCACGCGAGUCCUGAGCCCGGCAAAGAUGCUGAGUGUGUCGACCCACAGCACCACUUGACAGGUUGUUCCUCUUGGUCCCCUGCUGAGGUCUCGUCUUAUUCCCGUCCACAUCUCAGCGAUCGGAGGCGCUGCGUUGCUAAAGACGGGGUGACGGCACACGCCGUGUGCUGCCACGCUCCAUCCCUGGAGUGCCACCUGUUGGAGAACAUAUCAGCUGAUAAAGACCACGUCCAGGUGUCCUGUCCCUCCGGUUGGACUCUGACGGACUGUAGAGCCGUCUCUCAGGCCUCUGCUGUCCUGGGGCCUGUUGCUAAGGGCAACAGUUGCAGUAUCCGCGGUGCAGCAGCAGCUGACGGUGUAGCAGCCGUCGCCGUCUGCUGUCGCAUAAGAGCAACAGAGGAGGCAGCCACAGCUCCACAAUGAGCCGACCCAACUCCUCUGUGAUGGCUUACACCUUGAAAACAGCUUAGCUUUAUCUCUAGUAGUCUUGAUGUCUUUAUCGCUCAUCAGCUGUGAUGUCAUUUAGACCCAUGAACACACCUUCACACUCACGUGACUGAUAAAACUUCCGUGAAAGUCAUGAGCUGUGUCUUAAUUUCAAAGGCUGUUUGAGCUAUUGGAUUAGAACGAACAUGAUAUAACAUAUAUUUACCAUAUACCAUACAUAGUUUGUAAAAUUCAACCAAAUAUUUUUGUAUCUUUUUACAAAACAAAAUAAAGAGCUUAUGAGUGUUUUUUUGGUUGAUGAUUUACUGCCUGUUUUCUCUUUACACAGUGAUUUGAGGUAGAAUAGAUGGAUUUAAGUGGUAGCUCUGUGUUUUAUAGGACAGGAUAUAGUUGUAUGGACCAUACUGUAUAUAUGAGCUAAUGUGGAGCACUUUAACAGGUAAAGGCAAAACACAGACUCCAACCAAAGGAUAUCCCAGUAAUCAGCCUGACAUGAGGAGAAUUUAGAACUUGAAGGAUCAUUAUCAAUGGCUCCGUUUGACAGUGAAUCUGCAUGGACUUUACCAGAGUGAAGCAGCUGAAUGCACAGACUGAAUCAGUCAGCACGUACUCUAUCUCCUGAAUGUAACAGAGGGCUGUGACUGCAGGUGGAGGAGGACGGCUCAGUCACAGCCCUGAUUAGCAGCCUCCGUAAUAAACAUGUCGCUCUGUG
Molecule: messenger RNA, 2524 nt
Organism: Pleuronectes platessa (European plaice)
Lineage: Eukaryota; Metazoa; Chordata; Actinopteri; Pleuronectiformes; Pleuronectidae
Gene: pcsk9
Product: proprotein convertase subtilisin/kexin type 9
Exons: 11
Coding region: 124-1788 (554 amino acids)
Biological process (GO): proteolysis
Molecular function (GO): serine-type endopeptidase activity
Source: RefSeq, a predicted model, not a curated record